AAUGUGACAUGCCUAGCAACAAACGCUAGAUUAACGCAGGCUGUGGUCGGGCCACCCCAGUAAAACUACCCUACAUUCGGAAUACUACCAACAGGCGUCAUAAAAUAGGGAAUCAUUCAAAAUGUGAACGUUUCCGUAUGCCAUUAUUUACCGGUUGAUGAAGGAAAAUGACGUUGUAACCUUAUAUGGUCGUAUAUAUAUAGACUUAAGACCUGGAGGUCAGGAUAAACCCAUGGGCCGGGAUGGCCCUAGGGUGGACUUAGGUGGUGUGUCCCCUCUGUAAAGGAUUUGCGGAGGAGCCAACGCUGAGAGUCCAGGAGUGAAUUGCCCGAGCAAAUCACCAAGAACUGUUUAUCCAAUCACGUGCAUUGAAUUCCCGUGGAGCUGCGAGACUUCACUCCGUCAGUUUAACACAAGUGCUGAAGUGUUAUGCUGAUACAUCCCCCUACAGAUCCUCUGUUAGAGUAUUAUGUCCAGUCCAGAAGCCUUAACAAUGUUAGUGUUUGGGGUUUACGAGGACGAACGGAUGUCCAUAGACGUCCCUAUAGGGGCGAGCGUUGGAGAAGCAAAACGGAUGUUCCAAGACAAAUUUGGUAUAUACGUUGACGAUUUCAGUAAAAAAGACCGAAAGGUUGUUGUGUUGCAUUAUAGUGGUAGUGACUUGGAGGAAGGAUGGUGCUUCACGGAUCUCGGAAUCCCUCCGGGAUCGACCAUCAAAAUCCACAUGAAGGAGGAGAUAAAGCCAGUAUUGUUUGUACACUGUACGUAUAAUGAUGAGGUCAUCGAUAUCGUGGACAAAGCACUGAUAGUACAUACAAUGAAGGUAGAGGACCUCCGAACAAUAGUUGGAAAGCGAACGGGUAUCCCCGUCUCUAUUUUCCGAUUAGUGAAUAAUGACGGUCAAGAAAUGUACGACGGCCACGAGUUAUACACCUAUGACGUAGAGGCGGGAAUGACUCUGAGGAUGGAAAACUGGGACGGCUGGAACGAGUUUAUUAACCUGUGUAUAAUGGGAUUUACACCACAGGUUCUCGCUCAAAUCGCCACGGACGAAGUCAUUUCCCGCUUCCAGAUGAAAGUGGCCUUAUUUAUCGCGGCCCAUUACGGAGGUGUUGACCUGGCGCGAAGUCUUAUCCGACAGGGUGUGCGGGCCGACGAACACAUUGGAGAGCAUCCGACCAGACAGUGGUGUAACGAAAAGUCUCAUAUAGAGACCAAAAAGGCCCCGAUCCACGAGGCCACAGAGAAUGGUCAGCUCGGUGUGGUACGGCUGUUUGUAAAUCACGAUAUCACUGUGGUCAUGGCGAAGGACGGUAAUGAUUUGAACGCUCUGAAUAUUGCCCUUAGAAAAAAACAAAAACCGUGUGCCACAUUUCUUCUUACUCGGCAGUGGACAAAGGUCCCCGUAGGCAAAUUCGGCUCUAUCACUGUUCAGAGCCUACGGAAAAUCAAAACAUGGUCGAUCCGUGCUAAGGAAAGAGCUUUUGCCAAAUAUGGACAGACGCGAUCGACUUUGAAGAAAAGGUCCUAUACCUGCGGAGCACUGGUAAGUUAUGGCCAGCCAGUGGUGAAUGGCUUCACGCCAAGCCCAAUGACCGGUAGGCCUAAAAAUGAAAUGAAGGAUAAGGAAAAGCAAAAGUCUAUUGAUACAUUCCACGAAGUCUACGGCAUCAACGGAGAUCCCGAGAACUACUUCCGGCAGAUGGGUACUCUUGCGGGUGUACGGAACUUGAACCGGAGGCGAAACACCAAGUGGGGUGCUAUGAUCGAUAGGUCGGAUGUUGCCGUACAGCUUGCAGGGGGACUGGCCAAUGCCAUUGAUAAUGACUUCGAAACAGAAACAGCAUUUUCAGUCAAAGGUCAGGGAGGUAAGCAAGGAACUGUAGCAGAAUCUGUAAUAUCGGACGCGGACAGCCGACCGUACAAAGGCAAACGUCACCAUGGGGCCGGACACGCUAUCGACACGGUGGCAGAAACUAACGCCAAAACAACAUUCGCAAAUAAAAACGUCCGCGGUGGGAAAGGAGACUAUCUCCUGGAUGACGACAUAGGUGAUCCCAACACUAAGCUACCUCCCUUGUCGCACCGAGGGAAAAUACAAGGGGGGAAGGAUACCAUUAAAGAGGAGGACGAAGACGAGUUGUCCGACAGUAGCAUGGAUAAAAAGUACAAAGCAAAGUAUAUUCAAACGCCUAUCAACAAAAAGCCUGAAAAAUCCGCCAAAUCGUUACCCAGCUUACGGGGAGCUGGCGGAGAGAAAUCCAAAAUGGCCCAAAAUGCAGAAACACCAGGAUCCCCGCGAAGCAUAGCAGACAAAUCAGAAAAGUCAGAAAAGAAAUCAAAAAAGAAGAAUCGUAUUACGUCUUCAGUGCUGUUGUCAAAGGCGAAAGCCGCGUCAGAGGGGGCGGUUCCUUUACCCCUCAUCAGUACGGAAAACAUCAGCAGGCCCUUCUUCUAUCACAGGGGAAUGCGCGAGGAGGACGUCGUGCAACCAAUCCUAGACCUUGUCUCCAAGUACCAAGGGUCGACCUCACGUGACCGUGCCAUCAAAUCAAUGACUAUCGCAAACACGUUCAAGGAGAAGGCAUGGCUAAGUCAGAUUCGCAUGGCGAUGGCCCUGACAACGCACACCAUUCGGCGAUCGGUCACUAACUGAUUUGUCAGUGGUAUUACUAUAACUACAUCGUCACCUACAGUAUUAUAUCAACAUGAACAUGCCUAAAUAAGAAAGCAUUAAACUUGAUAAUUGAUACUUGUCUACACCGAUUGUAGACUUUCGAUCAGUUAUGUCUAUUAUGUGGUUAUUUGUGUUAAAAAUGUGCUGACUUGUGACUUUGAUGAGUUGAUCUUUAUUUGGAAGACAGAACGUGAGAGUGACAGAUGUUGUAAUAUCAAAACUUUCCCUGAUGCUCAAAUAGCAUUUUAUGGGCCAUAUGAUGCAGAACGCGUGCAGUUAUUUUUUUUAAUUCGUGUUAUAAAUCAACACAAAUACACAUAUAUAUAUUAGUGCUCAAUGUGUGUAACACUCAAACAUACAAACAAUUCCAGCAAUCUGUGAUAUCAUUGAAAAUCCUUCAGCCAAAACGGCUGAAACUGACGACCAUGAUUUGUCGUUCAGUUUCGGAUACCUAUCUUGUAAUUGCCCUGUGUGGAUUUCCGUGUAGAAACAGCAGGUGUUGAGUAUCAUUGUAAAAAAUCUAUGUUAAUCUAUAAUGAACUUUAAAUUAAAUGUGAUAUAUUUAUA
Messenger RNA from Mizuhopecten yessoensis (Yesso scallop), 3244 nucleotides. RefSeq names its product protein ANKUB1-like. The transcript has 2 exons. The coding region runs from base 470 to 2656 and encodes 728 amino acids. Gene Ontology annotation, molecular function: protein binding. The record is from RefSeq and is a predicted model, not a curated record. NCBI's taxonomy places the organism in Eukaryota, Metazoa, Mollusca, Bivalvia, Pectinida, Pectinidae.